AUGCUCGUUCUGGAGGAACAGCGGUACAUUCAAGAGGACCUCGAGCGCCUGGAGCAAGCGAUUGCAGACCGUGUACGCGACGAACCGAAGCACAUUCGCGAUCGAUUGAACAGAGAUCACGAAGUUGCGCAGCUCCUCGAUCAGAUCCAAUCGCAGUCGAAGGCUCUGCUAGCCAUUUACAAGGACGAAACUGGCAGCCGUGCGCAAGAAAUCCAGCAAAUCGGCACCGGUGAUCCCUUUGCAGAAUUUUACAAAGAAGCUGAAAAUAUAAGAGCUCAUCAUGCGCGAUAUCCCAACGAACAAGCAGAAAAUUCGGAGCAGCGAUACCGUUCUCGGCGGCCGGACGAGACUGAUAUGCCCUCCAUCGUCGACACUAUUUUCAGUGGCGAAGAGGCGUACGGCCGAUUCUUUGACCUAAAUUCCGCAUAUGAUGCUUAUCUCAAUCUUCCCAACGUCAAGCGAUCCAACUAUCUACAAUAUCUUGAGAUCUUUGAUCACUUUACACCUGGACAAGGAGGCCUGAAGAGAGCCGACAAAAUGACAGAUCAGUAUUUUAGCUAUGUUGGUGGUCUGGCAGACUACUUGGAAAGCUUUCUGCGUCGUACACGGCCUCUCGAAGAUGUGGACAAGAUAUUGUCCUCUUUUGAUGACGAUUUCGAUGCCCAGUGGCAGAAGGAUGAGGUGGAUGGGUGGCAAAAUACUGCGCCUGCGAACGGCAGCGCCAAUAACCUCAGCAGUCCCGAUGCCGUUUGGUGCGAAGACUGCGAAAAGGAGUUCAAGAACGAAAACGUAUACAAAAACCAUUUGACGGGCAGAAAGCAUAUCAAGGCUGCUGAGCAAAGGAAAGCCAGGCAGAAUGAGUCUGCUCACAACUCUACUGGCGGAGCCGUAGUCUCAGCUACGCGACUCAAGGAACGUGCUAUUGCUCAACGUGAGUACCGCGUGAAACGUCUCGCAAGUGCUAUGAGUACGGAGCGCAGCGACACCAGGGUCAACGUGGAGCGCAAGCAGGGCAUGACGGAGCGCGAGCGGCAGCAAGAACUGGAAAAUCUUUUCCACUCUACCGAAGAACAGCGGCAGCCUACUGGAGACGGCGAGGACGAAGAUGAUGACGACGACGACAAGAUCUAUAACCCUCUGAAGUUGCCGCCAGGCUGGGAUGGCAAGCCUAUCCCCUACUGGUUGUAUCGUCUGCAUGGCCUUGGCGUCGAGCUGGAGUGCGAGAUUUGCGGCAACUACGUAUACAUGGGAAGGCGCUCAUUCGACAAGCAUUUUAAUGAGGCUCGCCACCUGUACGGCCUCAAGUGUCUCGGCAUCACUAACACAACCCUAUUCAGAGACAUCACCAAGAUUGACGAAGCACUGAAGCUGUGGGAGAAGAUUCAAAGGACAGAGAAGAAGGCCAAAGUUGACGAGGGUAGUGUCGUGCAGAUGGAGGAUGGAGAGGGCAAUGUCAUGCCCGAGAAGGUGUAUUAUGAUUUGCAGAAGCAAGGUUUGCUGUAA
Beauveria bassiana ARSEF 2860 is the source of this 1503-nucleotide messenger RNA. RefSeq names its product splicing factor 3a. The record is from RefSeq and is a predicted model, not a curated record. Gene Ontology annotation, cellular component: nucleus; spliceosomal complex. The transcript is spliced from 2 exons. Gene Ontology annotation, molecular function: RNA binding; zinc ion binding. Gene Ontology annotation, biological process: mRNA splicing, via spliceosome. Bases 1 to 1503 code for a protein of 500 amino acids. Lineage: Eukaryota; Fungi; Ascomycota; Sordariomycetes; Hypocreales; Cordycipitaceae.